AUGGGCUCAUCGAAAUCCUCGUCAAGCUCGGAGAAAGUGAAGGAGAAGAAGAAGGCUAAGAAGGAGAAGACCAAAAAGAAGGAGAAAGGAAAGAAAGACAAGAAGGACAAGAAGCAGAAAAAGAAAGACAAGAAAGCCAAAGAGGAAGAGUUGGAGCGGCAGAGCUUCGAGGCUGCCUUGGCCGCUGCGGCCGCAGAACGAAGCAAGUUGGAAGAGGCGGCUCCAGAGCAAACCGGAGAAGGAAGCAAACGGAGAGGAAGUGAAAAGCAAGGAAAGCUCCCGAAGCUGGAAAAGAAGGACUUGAAGGAGACGGACAAGGCAAUGCCUGCGGUGCCUCAGAAGGGAUCGGGUGAAACAGCUGUCCUUGACGCGUUUUCCUAUGACCCUACAAAGAAGACUUCGGGGGAUUACUCAAAGCCUGACGCGUUGUCCCUGGCAAACUCUGGUCUGGACAUCCAGCGCGCCAUAUACCAGCAUGACCGUAGCCAGUACACUCCAGAGCAACUUCGGCGUGUGGACGAACUGACAAGGAUGAGCUUCUUCAUAUGCAAGUAG
This is a messenger RNA of Effrenium voratum, 555 nucleotides long. NCBI's taxonomy places the organism in Eukaryota, Dinophyceae, Suessiales, Symbiodiniaceae. The record is from the annotation of a GenBank genome assembly.